Messenger RNA from Spirodela intermedia, 1083 nucleotides. Lineage: Eukaryota; Viridiplantae; Streptophyta; Magnoliopsida; Alismatales; Araceae. The record is from the annotation of a GenBank genome assembly.
AUGACAGAUCUGAUCGUUCUAAGAGAAGAUCUAGAAGAGCAUAUCAAACAAGGGGAGCUUGAGGACAAGGGGCCGACCCACCAGGCCCAGGCUUGGCUCAGGGCGGUGCAGGAGAUCGAGUCCAGGGCGGCCGAUUUCCGGGUUUCCUUCCAGCAGAGGGGGGCCUCCUCUGAGGGCUCUUCUUGGCGGUCCUCCUAUAAGCUCGGUUGUGAAGCUGCCGAGUGCCUGAAAGAAGUCCAGAGGCUGAAGACCCAAAAGAACAAUCUCCUCCCCCAACUCAUCCCGGCGCCGCCGCCCGCGGUGGUUCCGCAGCCGAUCUCUUCAGCCUCCAUCGUGGACGCGGAGAAGACGUUGUCGGAGAUCCGCAGCCUCCUGGAAGACAAUGAAGCGCCAGUCAUCGGGAUCUACGGCUUGGGAGGAAUAGGGAAGACGACCCUCUUGAAGGCGAUCAACAACGAGCCCGCCAGUCGAUUCGAUCUAGUGAUUUGGGUAACCGUCUCCAAUGAACUUGAUAUCCUGAAGGUUCAAGAGGACAUCGCCGUCCGGUUGGGCUACUCUCGCCCCGGAAAAGGCCAGGGCCAGACCCUCCUAGCGCAUCCAACCGACAGGGUCAACACCCUACUGAGCGCCCUCUCCAGGAGGAAUUUCCUUCUGCUGCUGGACGACCUGUGGGAGAAACUAGAUCUCGAAGCUGUAGGAGUCCCCUUCUCUUCCUCUUUCAGGAACGGAAGUAAGGUAUUCUUCACCACACGAUCAGAGAAAGUGUGCAACGAUAUGGACGCUCAUGGGAAAGUUAAGGUGCCCUUGUUGAAUUCAGAGAGCUCUUGGACGCUCUUCUGCGAAAAGAUAGGAAAAGGAGAAGACCAGUGGAAUGAUCUCUCUAUAAGGUCUCUCGCAGAAGCCGUUUGUCAAAAAUGCGGAGGCCUUCCGAUCACCCUCAUCACCGUAGGCCGGGCCAUGGCGGAUGGCACCACCCAUGGCGAGUGGAAAGAGGCUCUCAUGGCGCUGAAGGGCAUACCCGUGGAGCUCGGAGACAUGACAGAGGUUCUAAUUCUUCUCGAGUUCAGUUUCGACAGAUUGUAA